Molecule: messenger RNA, 643 nt
Organism: Haliotis rubra (blacklip abalone)
Lineage: Eukaryota; Metazoa; Mollusca; Gastropoda; Lepetellida; Haliotidae
Exons: 6
Coding region: 79-588 (169 amino acids)
Source: RefSeq, a predicted model, not a curated record
UGGAGCUAUCGUACCGGCUGAACAGUUGGGCAGUGAUCAGGCCAAAGUUUCAGUCGUUAUCCACUGCAUUCAGACAGGAUGCUCGCCCUCCGUCUCACCGUGUUCGCCCUCCUCUUCUGUGGGACCUGUGGUUUCUCCAGGUACUGGUUUAACCUGUUCAACCGCUGCAAUCCUCCUCAGAAGAUGGUGGGCAAGUUCUGUGUUGCCAUGCUGGACAACGAUUUCGAUGGUAGCGGGAACGUCACCAACAGAGACAUCGGCUUCGACAUUAUGCAUUACAAUUACGACAAUGACCUCUGCAACAGCCAGGAAUGGGAGGUCGUGCAAAGACUGACGUGCAGGUAUGGCUACUCUGAGCAGUACGCCCGCUUCCUGUUCGGCCAAUUUGACAACAACAAAGAUGGCGUGAUGAGCAAUGCAGACUUUAAUUUUCCAAUUGCUUUCCCAGGAGCCGGCUUCCUAUCAAUGCAAUACACUCGUUUCAAAGACCAGUACUGCUCUGACCCGAAGAACAGGGAGAACCCCGUUGACCGCGUCCAGUGUGCCGAGGUAGAUGCGCUGAAACCCGAGGACAUCAAGUGUCCAUGAGUCGAAACCACAUCCACCAGUCAUGUACAAACGUCAAUAAAACUGUUGUCAGUAA